This is a messenger RNA of Perca flavescens (yellow perch), 2379 nucleotides long. RefSeq names its product solute carrier family 52 member 3-1 (gene slc52a3-1). Bases 520 to 1866 code for a protein of 448 amino acids. Gene Ontology annotation, molecular function: riboflavin transmembrane transporter activity. NCBI's taxonomy places the organism in Eukaryota, Metazoa, Chordata, Actinopteri, Perciformes, Percidae. The transcript has 5 exons. Gene Ontology annotation, cellular component: plasma membrane. The record is from RefSeq and is a predicted model, not a curated record. Gene Ontology annotation, biological process: riboflavin transport.
ACUAAUCAGAUUUUAUUUUCCUGUUGGGGCAAGCAAAUGCAUGCCAGCGGAGUGAAAAGGGUGCUUUGAAGUGAUUCAGCACUAAACUUGACCUAAUUGAGAGAUGGGUGCAAUAAAGAAAGCUCAGUGGAUAUGGACAAUGCCCUCUGUUAUCCAGUGGAGCUGAUCAACUGCUGGAGUGGACUAUGACCUACCCAGAAGCCACAAAUGAUUCUCAUCAGUGUGUGCAUGUUAAAACAGCCAAAGGAGGUCUGUUGCUAACCUCUAUGUAAGAUGACAGCAAGUCAUAUUCAACGCCUCCAGGGACUGAAGAAGCUUAUCUCCAUCUCUUAAAUCCACCCUAAUACAAAGCAGAUAGAUGACAUUUUGUUCGUGGUUCAAAAUCUGGCCGCCAAAAUGAAAACCAAAUUUUCUGCAUGGCUAGAUGCCACUUGAUGCAUGACACACAGCAGAGGAGGAACCAUUUGGGAAGGCGGCUACUUCUUCUGCAAACUUACUUCCGACUGAUCCGGCUGCACCAUGGCCCUGCUCGUCCACAUGCUGGCCUGUGCCUUUGGCCUGGGCUCGUGGGUGGCAGUGAAUGGUCUGUGGGUGGAGCUGCCGCUCAUCGUCAACACUCUCCCAGAGGAAUGGGAUCUCCCCUCCUACCUGACAGUCAUCAUCCAGCUGGCCAACCUGGGACCUCUGCUGGUCACCCUCAUGUACAAACUGUGCCCGGGUCGUCUCAAAGAGCGCAUUGUCAUUUACUUCAUCCUCUCCAUCGGCAUCCUCUCCUGCAUCCUGCUUGCCUUAUACUGGGACAAGACUACGACAGUGGCCGGGGCGUCGCGUAGCACCGCCUUCUUCAUCAUCACCUUCUUCCUCUCUCUGGUGGAUUGCACCUCCUCAGUUACCUUCCUGCCUUUCAUGAUGCAGCUUCCAGCAAAAUACAUCACCACAUACUUUAUCGGAGAGGGGCUAAGUGGUUUCAUUCCUGGCAUAGUCGCUCUGGGACAAAGUGUGGGCAUCACCAAAUGUGUCAACUCCUCUCAAACUGCAGGAAACCAGACAGGCGGGGACACGUGGUCAUUACAUACAGAGAAUCUUCCUCCAAAUUUUUCCACCGAGGUGUUUUUCUUCCUCCUAGCAGCCAUGAUGUGCAUAAGUCUGGCUGCUUUUAUUGCACUGAACAGGCUUCCUCGGACAUUCGAGCUGUCCAGUGAAAACCUCGUGCCAGACACCGUUGCAUCUGUCAGCUCCGGCCUGGAGAACCCAGGAGCAGAGACUGAUGGAGAGGGUGUAAAAUGCCAGGGUGAGGGGGCAGCCCAGAGCAAGCUUCUGCUGGCUGGCCCAAAACACUCUGUGUACCAGCUGACCUUCAUCUACUUUAUGGUGGUGUGGGUUAAUGGUGCAACCAACGGCUUGCUGCCCUCUGUGCAGACGUACUCCUGUAAGCCCUAUGGGAACCUGGCCUAUCACCUCUCUGCUGUUCUGGGAUCAGUGGCCAACCCAGUGGCUUGCACCAUUGCAAUGUUCUUCAAAAACAGGUCACUGGUGUUUCUUGGCGUGCUGACAGCAUUGGGGACAGGAUUUGGCAGCUAUAACAUGGCUAUGGCAGCUAUGAGUCCAUGUCCUUUGCUUCAGGGGUCUGUGGCGGGAGAGAUGAUCAUUGUGCUCUCAUGGCUCUUCUUCACUGGAACGCUGUCUUAUGUCAAAGUAAUGGUGGGUGUCAUCCUGAGAGACCGGAGCCACAGCGCCCUGGUCUGGUGCGGAGCUGCAGCACAGAUCGGCUCGCUAGUCGGCUCGGUCACAAUGUUCCCGCUGGUUAACAUCUACCGGCUCUUUAAGUCAGGGGACUUCUGCAGCACUAAAUGUCCUUUAUCAUAAUGAAUCUGAGAACUGUAGUACUGAGGAGGCUGGAGACACUCUCAGGUAAAGGAAAAGUUUGUGCCAUUCUCAUAUCUGUGUGUUGCAGUAAGUACCGCGCUAGAUGUGGGAGCCAAUUAGCUUAGGUUAGCAUAAAAACUGGAAGAAACCGCUAGUCUGGCUGUGUCCAAAGGUAAAUCUAACUACGAGCACCUCUAAAAAUCACUAAUUAACCUGUCUAUCUUGUUGAAUUCAUGCAAACAUCUAAAUGUAAAAAUGUUGGCGAUCAUUACAGUUGGAGCGUCGUUUAUUGUACGGAUAUAAUAAACAAAGUAAAACAUGUUAAAACUUUUUGAUAUUAAUAAUUGUCCGUUACAUUCAAGCCAUUGCCAAAUGAGUUGCUACAAAGCUAAUAAGGACUAUCAGUUCCACACAACUCUCUCUGGAUACCUCAGUAUGGAUAUGUUUGAAGAUUGUGGCGUCCGGCGACUUUCCCGUGCGGGAAACUCGAGUGAAGAUAAUGACCUCUUCUGA